AUGACGGUUCUCGACUAUGAAGCAGAACAGCAGCAGCAGCAACAGCAGCAGCAGCAACAGCAAGUGCAACAGCAGCAGCAAGCGCAGCAGCAGCAAAUGCAGCAGCAGCAACAGGUGCAAGGGGAACCGCAACAAAAACAGCAGCAAAGUAUUUACACAAAAACGCAGCAGCAAAUGCAGCAGCUACAGCUGCAGCAGCAACAGGUGCUGCUGCAGCAGCCCCUGGGGCCUCCAUCAAUAGCUGAGGGCCCUUACAACCAACUCAGGGAGUUGAAGGGCCCCCUCGACCUGCAGCAGCAGCAGCAGCAGCAGCAGCAGCAGUGCAGCACGAAGGGAACAGGGGCUCUGCUGCAGCGCCACCAGAUGCCACCACCAGCAGCAGCAGCAGCAGCAGCAGAAGCAGCAGGAGGAAACACUGACGAUUUCAUAGACCAAAUAAGCGCUGAGCUCUCGCAAUUAGAUACAGCACAGACAGGAAUAGUCGGGGGCCCCCUGGGGGCCCCCCCGUCCCCUCAUUUAUUAAGAGUUCAAAACUAA
Eimeria acervulina is the source of this 537-nucleotide messenger RNA. RefSeq lists its product as hypothetical. The record is from RefSeq and is a predicted model, not a curated record. NCBI's taxonomy places the organism in Eukaryota, Apicomplexa, Conoidasida, Eucoccidiorida, Eimeriidae. The coding region runs from base 1 to 537 and encodes 178 amino acids. The transcript has a single exon.